CCGGCCCUCGCGGCCGCACACACAUCCACACUCCUCGCCGGGCAGCCUCCCUCCCGCCCUCUUCCCCCUUCCCCUCUCCCUGCAGCCGCGUCCCUACUGCGCCGCCGGGGCAGCCCAGAGCGCGGCGCGCAAGGGCACCGGCGCCAGGGGCCGCGCACCUCGGGGCCGCGGCGGGCCCGGGUCCAGGCUCGCACCGGCGCUCUCUAGCCGCGACCCAGCUCAGGCAGCCAGCAUCCCGAGCCCGGUCCCAUCCAGGCAUCGCCCUCGGCCCAGAGAGAGGAUGAACACCCCGGGCCAGGCACGAAGUCGCCUCUCAACUUUGUAAAGACAUGACUGGAGUGUAUCUGAGUGUAGCGCGGACAGGGAGCUGAUGCGGAGAGUCGGCCCGCUGCCCUGCCUCCUCCUCCCAGGGCCGCCGCCGCCGUCGCAGCCUCGCGCGUGCACAGACACGGCCCUCGGGCCGCGUUUCCGCGCUCCGGCCGCGGGCUUGGAUGCGAGUUUUCCUUUCCGAAGGAGGCAGAGCUCGCGUGGAGCGCUGAGGGGCUCAGCCUCCACCCACGCGUCGCUAGUGCUGUCACGCGCGGGCUGGCCGGGAGAAGGGACCCGCUCGCCUAGCUUUGUUGUGGAAAUCCGGUUACCUGACUUAUCACCUAUCCCAUGGAUAAGUUACUUGCCUUACCUUGAAAGAAUCAAUAGUGCCAUUGGAUAUUGAUCUGCGUGGCCUCCGGGCUUUCAGAAUGAAUGGAAGGUCAUGUGGCAUGAAUCUCCACCGGACAUCAAGAGCCCCACAGGGACCUGGGCUACUCAGUGGCCAGCAUAUCCUUCCCGUCAGAGCUCACUCAGGCACUCCCUGCUCCUCUUCCUGUGCCAGCACACCGAGCCCUACUCUUGGAAGUCUUGCUAACAGUCUUCACCUCAAGAUGUCCUCGGGAGCAGGGAUGGCUCCUCAGAGCAACAUGGCUGCGAGCCCCAUCCAUCUGCCUGCCCUGAGCCCCAGGAGACAGUUACUAGCCAAUGGGAAGCCUCAGUUCCAGGUAACCCAGGCCGGGGUUAUGGCAGCAUCGCAUACUUUAAAGCCCAAACAGCAAGAAUUUGGAGACCCCUUCUCUCCAAAUCCCGAGAAAGGGGCUCUUGGCUUUGGGCCUCAGUGCAAGCCCAUUGGAAAAGGCAGCUGCAACAAUCUAGUGGUCACCAGCAGUCCCAUGAUGGUUCAGCGGCUGGGACCCAUUUCACCUCCUGCAAGCCAGGUCUCCACAGCAUGCAAGCAGAUCAGUCCUAGCUUACCGAGGGCAGUGAACGCAGUCAACCUGAAUAGACCUCCUUCAGACACCAGGUCCGUUAUUUUGCAAGAGUCUCUGGUGUCCACGACUUUGAGCCUGACAGAGAGUCAGUCGGCCUUGAGUGUGAAGCAAGAGUGGUCUCAGAGCUACAGGGGUUUUCCUUCACUUUCAUCCAACCACAGCUCCCAGAAUGGCAUGGACCUAGGGGACCUUCUUAGCUUGCCUCCGGGCACGCCAGUGUCUGGCAACAGCGUCUCUAACUCCUUGCCACCCUACCUUUUCGGCAUGGAAAACAGCCACUCUCCUUACCCCAGUCCUCGGCACUCAGCAACCAGGCCCCACUCCACCCGCUCCAAAAAGAGAGCGCUGUCCUUGUCCCCGCUGUCCGACGGCAUCGGGAUUGACUUCAAUACUAUCAUCCGUACUUCACCCACAUCCUUGGUGGCCUACAUCAAUGGAUCAAGAGCCUCCCCAGCCAACAUGUCUCCGCAGUCGGAGGUCUAUGGGCAUUUCCUGGGUGUCCGUGGCAGCUGCAUCCCCCAGUCUUGCGCAGUGUCCAGCGGGCAGAAAGGCGUGUUGGUUACCAGUGGAGGGCAUACGCUGCCGGGCUACGGAGAGGAUGGCACACUGGAGUACGAACGCAUGCAGCAGCUGGAGCACGGUGGCCUGCAGCCUGGAUCUGGAAACAGCAUGGUGUUGCAGCCCGGCCUACCGGGCCAGGAUGGCCAGACAGCCAACAUGCUCAAAACGGAGCGCCUGGAGGAGUUCCCGGCCAGUGCCUUGGACCUGCCCUCUGCACCGCCUCUCCCUCUUCCCGCGCCUCAGGGCCCCCCACCCCCAUACCAUGCUCAUCCACACCUUCAUCACCCAGAGCUCCUGCCUCACACCCAAUCGCUGCCCCUGGCCCAGGCUGGCCUGGAAGAGGAUGGAGAGCUGGAAGAUUCAGGGGGUAAGCACUGCUGUCGUUGGAUAGACUGCAGCGCCCUUUAUGACCAGCAGGAGGAACUGGUGAGGCACAUCGAGAAGGUCCACAUAGACCAGCGCAAGGGGGAAGACUUCACGUGCUUCUGGACUGGCUGCCCUAGAAGAUACAAGCCUUUCAACGCACGAUAUAAACUGCUGAUCCACAUGAGGGUCCACUCUGGGGAGAAGCCCAACAAGUGUACGUUUGAAGGUUGCAAGAAGGCCUUUUCCAGGCUCGAGAACCUCAAGAUUCACUUGCGGAGCCACACGGGCGAGAAGCCGUACCUGUGCCAGCACCCAGGCUGCCAGAAGGCUUUCAGCAACUCCAGCGACCGUGCCAAGCACCAGAGGACACAUCUUGACACUAAACCUUAUGCCUGUCAAAUUCCAGGAUGCACAAAACGCUACACAGAUCCAAGCUCCCUAAGAAAGCACGUGAAGGCACAUUCUUCCAAAGAGCAACAAGCAAGGAAAAAGCUGCGGUCCAGCACUGAGCUCCAUCCAGAUCUCCUCACAGACUGCCUCGCUGUGCAGCCUCUGCAGCCAGCCACUUCCCCCAGAGAUGCUGCCGAUCGCACCGUGGGACACUCCCCAGGGCCUGGGCCUGAACUCUAUUCAGCUCCCAUUUUCGCCAGCAAUCAUUCAACCCGAAGUGGAACAGCUGCUGGGGCCGUGCCACCCCCACAUCCUGUCAGUCACCCUUCUCCGGGACAUAAUGUACAGGGGAGCCCCCACAACCCCUCCUCCCAGUUACCUCCACUCACAGCUGUGGACGCAGGCACUGAGAGGUUUGCACCUCCGACUCCAUCUCCUCACCACAUCAGCCCGGGAAGAGUUCCAGCUCCUCAGUCACUGCUACAGAGAGCACAAGCUCCCCACACCCAGCAGCCACCAGGCUCGCUCCUGAAGCCCUACCAGCCAGAAACCAACUCUUCUUUUCAGUCAAAUGGUAUCCAUGUCCACGGAUUCUAUGGCCAGCUGCAGACAUUCUGCCCCCCGAAUUACCCUGAUUCCCAAAGAUCGGUGCCACCCAGCAGCUCCUGCAGUAUGGUGCCUUCCUUUGAGGACUGUCUGGUCCCCACGUCCAUGGGUCAAGCUGGUUUUGAUGUUUUCCACAGAGCCUUCUCAACACACUCAGGCAUCACAGUGUACGAUCUGCCUUCCGCUUCCUCCAGCCUCUUCGGUGAAUCUCUUCGCAGUGGCCCCGAAGAUCCCACGUUCUUGCAGCUCAGCGCUGUGGACCGCUGUCCUAGCCAGCUCUCCUCUGUGUAUACCGAAGGCUGAAAGCUCCCAGGCUUCUCCUGCACAUUUGGGACCUUUGAGUGACUUGUCACCUCUUAUCUUCAUACUCUCGCAAGCCGUGUGAAGAACGUCAACCAAAUCCAUGGAGCCAGUAGGGUCACUAGGACUCUGGAAGGCAGGACUGGACGGUCAGACCUGGCUUUUCAGAAAAGCUCGCAUCUCUUCCAACUUCCCUCAGUUUGCAGGGCCAGGUGACCAGCAGGAAUUUCUUUUCAAAGGGAAUCUAGAGUCUCACU
This is a messenger RNA of Rattus rattus (black rat), 3781 nucleotides long. RefSeq names its product GLIS family zinc finger 3 (gene Glis3). Gene Ontology annotation, biological process: regulation of transcription by RNA polymerase II. Bases 738 to 3527 code for a protein of 929 amino acids. The transcript has 11 exons. NCBI's taxonomy places the organism in Eukaryota, Metazoa, Chordata, Mammalia, Rodentia, Muridae. The record is from RefSeq and is a predicted model, not a curated record. Gene Ontology annotation, cellular component: nucleus. Gene Ontology annotation, molecular function: RNA polymerase II cis-regulatory region sequence-specific DNA binding; DNA-binding transcription factor activity, RNA polymerase II-specific.